AUGAGCCAAAUUGCUCCAAAGUGGUACCAAUCUGAAGACGCUCCAGUCGCAAGACAAACCAGAAAGACUUCUCGUCCACAAAAGUUACGUGCCUCGUUAGUUCCAGGUACCGUCUUGAUUUUGUUGGCCGGUAGAUUCAGAGGUAAGAGAGUUGUCUACUUAAAGAACUUAGAAGACAACACCUUAUUAGUUUCCGGUCCAUUCAAGGUCAACGGUGUUCCAUUAAGAAGAGUUAACUCUCGUUACGUCAUUGCCACCUCCACCAAGGUUAACGUUGAAGGUGUUGAUGUUUCCAAGUUCAACGUUGAAUACUUCGCUAGAGAAAAGGUUCCAAGAUCUAAGAAGUCUGAAGCUGAUUUCUUCAACGAAGCUCAACCAAAGAAAGAAAUCAAGGCUGAAAGAGUUGCUGACCAAAAGUCCGUCGAUGCCUCUUUAUUAUCUGAAAUCAAGAAAACUCCAUUAUUAAAGCAAUACUUAUCUGCUUCUUUCUCCUUAAAGAGCGGUGACAAACCACAUUUAUUAAAGUUCUAA
Molecule: messenger RNA, 531 nt
Organism: Debaryomyces fabryi
Lineage: Eukaryota; Fungi; Ascomycota; Pichiomycetes; Serinales; Debaryomycetaceae
Gene: RPL6
Product: 60S ribosomal protein eL6
Exons: 2
Coding region: 1-531 (176 amino acids)
Biological process (GO): cytoplasmic translation; ribosomal large subunit assembly
Cellular component (GO): cytosolic large ribosomal subunit; ribosome
Molecular function (GO): structural constituent of ribosome; RNA binding
Source: RefSeq, a predicted model, not a curated record